Messenger RNA from Stegodyphus dumicola, 2665 nucleotides. RefSeq lists its product as uncharacterized. Gene Ontology annotation, molecular function: protein binding. Lineage: Eukaryota; Metazoa; Arthropoda; Arachnida; Araneae; Eresidae. The record is from RefSeq and is a predicted model, not a curated record.
UCUCAGUGAUACUUGUUUCUUAGUUUUUAAAUUUUGUUCUUGGGGAAUCAGAGUAAAUUCAUUGAUUUUUUUUUACGUAAUCUUUAAUCACUCGACGCAUGCACAGAUAUCGUUAUUAUUUUUUAGCAGCAAAGCAUGAAAAUUGCAAACUGUAGUAGCUUAUGUGACAUUUAUAUUGAAUAACGAUAUUUAAACUGAUGGACUACUAAUAUGAAAAUAUAAUAAUCAUAAAUGUCUUUAGAAUUCACUUAUUUGCCGUUUUAUGUGUAAGAUGACUACAAUGGCGUUAGGAAUUGACAUUGAGUGCUCUGUAAAUAAUAUGAUUGAAAGGUCAGCUUCUGCUCCAUCGUCUCCAAAUGAAAGAACAUCCACUGUUCUAAGAGAGAUUGGAUGUAUUGGGGGUCAUGUAAAUGGUCGGCGAGUUACUUUUCCUGAUGAUGACACUAUAGUAACUGGAUAUUUUGAAGCCCCUGAUCCUUGGAGUGAAGAAUUUGCUGUAACUACUGACAACAUUGUAGCUGCUUAUCGUGCUGCAUGCUGGAAGCAAGGAGUUAAACCUUUGCAAAGAGUACUACAACAGUUACAAGCAGUGCAGAUGAGUGCUGAUCUUGAAUUUGAAUUGAAUUUAAAAGGUGAAAAUUUAGAUGCUCAUCAUUGUGAAGCUUUGGAGGAAAUAUUCAAACGACUCCAAUUUAGAUCUCUGCAGCUUGAAGAUUGCCAUUUAAAUGAUGAGGGUGCUGCAGCUAUAUUUGACAUGAUUGAAUAUUAUGAUUCAACUUCACACUUAAAUAUUUCAUCUAACAAAGGUAUUGGUAAUCAGGGAUGGCAAGCAUGUUCCAAAAUGUUAAAAAGGACUCCAUGUUUGCAGUACUUAGAUGCUUCCAAAACAUCUCAAAAUGAGCAAAGUUUACUGAUACUUGGCAGAGCCUUUCGAACUGGUUCAUAUCUCGUUACCCUGCAUUUAGAAAGCUGUGGCAUUUUUGGAAGGCCACUUGUCAUAUUAGUUGCUGCUUUGAAGCUGAACAACACAUUACUUGAAUUAUAUCUUGGGGAUAAUAAAAUUUGCUCAGCAGAUGGUUUGCAACUUGGAAAUUUGCUGAGAUCUAAUUCUACACUCGAGCUUCUGGAUCUUCGAUCAAAUAAUCUGCAAGAUUUGGGCAUAUGUCACUUGGUAGAUGGCUUAUGCCAGCAAGCAGCAAAUAAUGGAGAAUGUCUUAAAACUCUUGUGUUAAGCAAUAAUAAUUUAACUCAGAAUGGAAUGGCACAUAUAAAUAGAGCUUUGUUGGUGUCUGAAUCCCUCAUGAAACUUGACAUCAGCCACAAUAAUAUCUGUGAUGAAGGAAUACAGCAUUUGAAGCAGGGAUUGCUGACUAAUCAGUCCUUGCAAACUUUGGUACUAGUGAAUACAAAGCUUACAUGUGAAGGUGCAGUAGCUUUAGCAGAAUUUAUUGCAGACAAUCAGCACAUCGCCUGCCUGGACAUAAAGGAAAAUGAUAUACGACUAGCAGGAUUAAUGGCUCUUGCAUUGUCAAUGAAACAUAAUCUGAGCAUGGUAAAUUUAAGUGUGGACCAAACAAUCAAGACUGAUUCGGAUUCUGAUGGGAUGAGUAACCAACAAAGUCUAUUGCAAGAUAUUAAAGAUUACUGCCAAAGAAACAGAAAUAAACUAGAAAGUACUAAAUUGCAUGAUAAAAAUGUAAACUUUGUUGUCCAGAAUGCUAAUAUUCCUGUUGUUCAUAAUGAAACUGAGCUCACUUCGUUGAUCAGGGAAAAGACUUCUCAGCGUACUCAUGUGGCCAAUAAUGUAAAUGCUUCUACCAUGGGAAUGGUUAGCAGUGCUUCAUUUCCAACAGAUUCAAAGUCAACUGCAACAUCUUCAUCAGGUUUGCCAAGGAAUCGAUUCCAGGUGUGUAGAGUUUUUCUGGAUAAUGAUAAACAUUUCCCGGAUGCAUCAGAAUUGAGCAAUAGCAGUGAUCAGACAUCCAGAAAUGAUGAUUCAUUCAUCCAUUCGGAAGAAUCUGUUUUUCUUCCAUCAUCUCCUAAUGAGAGUGGUUAUGACAGCACUUCAUCUUCUCCUCUCUCCGACAGGCUUAAACAUCGCGAAGAAGACAAAGUCCGUUACAUUCGUCAUCAGGAUUCCCUUGCAAUUCACAAGCAGCAUGUUAGCAACAAGCACGAGGAAGAUGAAGAUGAGGUCAAUGUUGAUAACCACAACAGUGAUAUUCUCAACAAUGGAGAUUCUGUAGAGGAAAGUAGUCCAAAUGAUGUCUCAUCUGAAAAUCAAUCAAAUACUCGUAGAUCAAGUACUGGGAAAGUCAAGAAAUUAACGUUUGUCUUACCUGAUGAUUUCUGUGAAGAUAGCAAUGGAAGGAGGAAAGACAGGAGAAUGAGUACUCCAACCUUGGCUUCACAGAGGCUUAUUCAGCAGAAAUCAAAUGCUCUAAACCUAAAACUUGGAAGACAGCUAGAAGGUUUAGAUCUUAAAAGCUCAGUUCCCCUUUCUCCCACAAGACUACGGGAAGGCUUAAUUUUUCCUGAUCCAUUUGAAAUUAAAGUUACUAAUAAUCAAGACUGACAGAUCAUCUUGCUAUCAGCUGAGUAAUUCUUUUAAAUGUAUUUCUUCCUUCUGUAAUUAAUAAAUUUGCCAAAUUCUUGCAGUACUGAU